AUGUCCGCCUUCCUCUCUGGCGCUGGCGCAGAGUGUGGGCCCACCCCCGUCCUCAAGAAUGUCUCCCAGAGGGUCGACGUGGACCGCUCACUGCACCAGGACCGGUUCGCAGCUGGCCCCAGUAGUGCUCCCUCCAAGGUGAGAUACCAAGCUUUUGCUCAAUCACUAGCUAACAUGUUCGGCGCGGAACAGCUUGGUGGCCCAUCGCGCCCAUCACCGUUCGACCUCUCUUCCCUUCGACAACACAUCUUGCCGCCUGUCCCAAACAGCCAAGCUUUCCAAAGCCAACCGUCCAAUUGGGCGAUGGACUUUGUGCCCAAGCAACAAACAGGUCCCUCGCCACAGCGCGUACAGAGUCCCCCGGUAAGCUCUCCGUGGCAGACUGAAUUUUCAUCUUCCCCUUCCCUCUAUCAGAGACAAGGUCACACACUGCCUUCUAUCAAUGCAGGUCCUGCACCCUGGGAGAUACCUCCUCAGCAGUAUUGCUCAAUCGCUGUGACACAUGGGCAUGUCCUCCCACGAUAUUUCAGUCCCGGAGAAGCUCCGCAUGAGCAAUUCUCUCCCGCCUACCAGUAUCAGCCACCAAUAGAAGGGCACGCGGCGCAAUCUUCUGUCUCGCAAGAGAAAACAGCAUACCAAGAUCCGCUCAGUAAAGAGCAAGGCCUCUUGGCUGAGACAGCCCGCAACUUUGUCGACUCUUCCUCUUCGACAAUGUCUCAAAACCCAAAGUUGGCGCAAAGCAACUUUAUGGCACUGGUCCGCAGCAUUGCCGACGAGUCGACCGUCGUGAAAGAAGAUGAAAACUCGAGCCAGACGCUAAGGGAAGACAUGGUAGGGGAAGGCGCAAAGUUUGUCCAGCGGGGUGAAAAUAAUUGGGCGUCGAGUUUUGUGCAGGACAAGGGCAAAGCGAGGGAAGCCUCUAUGGAGGAUGAUGCCCAAAGACGUUCACCUUACCCAGAGGGCGACAAGUCGUACCCCGCACUUGGGUCUUGGCUCCCAGCGCUCCCGGGUCAUGCCCAAGCUCCCGUCAUGUCCAUCCCGCCUCCCCCAAACUGUCAAAUGCCUGCCGCACCCCCGGCUUUUGCAAAUAUCGGGGCUCAAGCCAGUCAUUCAAGCAAUGAACAAGACGGUGCAUGGGAACAGCAAUUCCGAGAUCAAGAAGCCCUACUCCAAUCCACCGAAACCCGCCGCAAAAGCGUACAUUUCGACUCUGAAACCAGCCUAGCCCCAGAAUCCAGCGGUGUACCAAACACCCUCGAGGAAGCCUUAGCCUCUAGAGUGGGCAACAUCCCCGGGUCGGGCUGGGGGUGGCACGAGUCGGGGCUCACUACGCCAGAGGGAUUCGAUGAAGAGACCUUUAAUCAUUUUGCUGGGGCUUUACGUUGGCAAAAGGAGGCUGCACCGGGGCAAUCGAUAAGCGAGCAAGAGGGAUGGAAUAGCUUGGCAGACGAGUGGGACGGCCUCGUUGAAAAGGAGAAUAUGAGGGAGAAGGUGGUGCAAGGUAUGGGCGUUGGCGAUAGGGAGGAGAGAUAUCUCUUUAUGAGAAAGAAUCCCUAUGCCGAAGGCGUACUCGAGGAGCAUGACUACGGAAUGGACGCCGAACAAGCCCGAAAUUCACCUACAAUCAAGAAUAUACUGGAACUGGAAGCCGCCGUCCAAUCCAACCCAACCUCUGCCAACGCAUGGUUCGCCCUGGGCCUCAAACAACAAGAAAAUGAGCACGAGGCACAAGCUAUCCUCGCCCUUUCCAAGACGAUCCAGCUCGACCCUUCUCUCCGAGACGCGUACCUCGCUUUGGCUGUGAGCUAUACGAAUGAGAGCGAAAGUGAAGCUGGGUGUACGAUGCUGGAGAGAUGGGUGGCGAUGGGGGAGGAGGCGAUGGGGUUGGCGGCAAAACCAGCCAGUGGGGGACGGGGAGUUCUGAUCGAGCGGUUGAUCGAUAUGGCGAGGAGCAGUCCGGAAGAAGUUGAUCCGGAUGUCCAAGUCGCGCUGGGUGUAAUGUUCAACAUGGUGGGAGGGGAAGAUUACCUCAAGGCUGAGGACUGUUUCCUGGCUGCACUGGCGGCCCGUCCAAAUGACUGGCUACUAUAUAACAGACUGGGAGCAACUCUGGCAAACAGCGGAAGGUCCAACGAAGCUAUCAGCUAUUAUCACAAAGCUCUACUCAUCCACCCCAGCUUUGUUCGGGCUCUGUUCAAUCUUGGUAUAGCAUACUUGAACUUGGGCCAAUACAAACCCGCCGCCCAAUCAAUAGUGGACGCUCUGAGGUUGCAGCACGCCGACGCGAGCGAGGGGUAUAGUUUUGCGCAGAGGGAAGGGGGUAUGGGCGGUGGGAGUAAGGGCGUGGGGAGUGAUGCUUUGUGGAUUAAUCUGAGGGGAGCCUGUAUACAUAUGAAUCGACAUGAUCUGAUGGAGAUCAUAGAACGCAAAGAUCUGGCUGCUUUGCCCAUGGAUUUUGUAGAUCAAAACUAG
Cryptococcus wingfieldii CBS 7118 is the source of this 2472-nucleotide messenger RNA. RefSeq lists its product as hypothetical. Gene Ontology annotation, cellular component: cytosol; peroxisomal membrane. The transcript has 8 exons. The record is from RefSeq and is a predicted model, not a curated record. Bases 1 to 2472 code for a protein of 823 amino acids. Gene Ontology annotation, biological process: protein import into peroxisome matrix, docking. Gene Ontology annotation, molecular function: protein binding. NCBI's taxonomy places the organism in Eukaryota, Fungi, Basidiomycota, Tremellomycetes, Tremellales, Cryptococcaceae.